This is a messenger RNA of Schistosoma turkestanicum, 4426 nucleotides long. The record is from the annotation of a GenBank genome assembly. NCBI's taxonomy places the organism in Eukaryota, Metazoa, Platyhelminthes, Trematoda, Strigeidida, Schistosomatidae.
CACAAGGUAACUCCUGGCUUAACGCAAACUAACAAAAGGCUGAGGUUAUAAAUACCAGCUGGUGGAAGAGAUAUUGGAUAUUGGAUGCCUUUUGACCUUGGUAACGAUAUGGUUGGGAUGUGAAAAGGCUUUGACAAAAACUGGCAAAAGACAUCUGUUAUGACUUAUUCUUUUUUGGGCUAAUGUGAAUAGGAAAAGGAUACAUACUAUAAGUUUGGAAAUAGACACUAAAAUGUACUCGUUCGAAGGGAAUUACAAGUCAAAGCGAUCAUUAGUGCUUGAUCAUACUCAGAAGUUAUCAACGAAUGCACUUGUUCAAAAAACACGUGAAGAACGAAGGUUACGUGAAAAAAUGAUCAAACAAGAAAGUGCCAUUAUUAAAAUUCAAGCAUAUAUUCGAAGUUAUAUUGUACAAAAUAAAAUGAAACGUUAUUUUAUUGGAUUAUUUAAUGAAUUAUCGAAUCAAUUAGAUCAUGCCAUGAUGAAUAAAUCUAUUGUCAAUAUGGAACAACAUGAAUAUGAAUGUAAAUUAUUGAGAUUACUACAGUCUUUCAAUAUAUGCUAUCGUGGUAAAAAUGUCAACCAAGAACAUCUUUUGAUUGUUUGUCGUUUACUAUUAUCUAAACAUGGAAAAAGUAUUCAAAUCAAAUGGUUGACUAAUGGUUCCAUUGAUAAUAUUUUCACGUUAGCAAAUUCAUUAUCAAUCAUUGUGAAAUAUUUAUCAAAACUGUCAUCAUCAACAAAAUCAUCUGAUUACGCGUUACCGAUCCGUGUAUUAGAAGAAUUGUUCACAAUCUCAACGGGGACAUCUACUACAAUCUCUUUAUAUUCAAAACAACUAAGCUUCAAUAUUGCAUGGAUUUGUCAAUAUCUAACAAGGCAUCAUUAUUUUAAUCAAUUCGCUUAUUUUAUUGAUCAACAACUGCCAUCCACAGCUGGUUACCUACAGGAUCCCACUACUCAGUCACAUGUAUUUGAUCCUGUGGAAUUUUUGAAAGUACCUAAAGUUCAAGAUUUCAUUAAUUUGUUAAUGGGACCGUUAAAAUGUGUAUUGAAUUUAUCAGAGAAUGGAAGUCAAGUUUCUAGUACCAUGAUUGAUUUUUAUCAAGAACUUGUUAUUACUGCAAUCAAUGAUAUCCUUAUAUCAACUGUGAAUAAUACCAGUAAUAAUAAUAAUAAUCGAAUAAUCAGUGAACGUCUUACACAUAGUAUUAGCAUAGAAUUAUUUCAAUUACCUAAAAUACAUCAAAUUAUUAUGAAUGCAUGUUUAACAUCGGUAAAAAAUAAAAAUAACCAAUUGAAUAUUGAACAACAACAACAACAGAAACAAUCUAAUGAAUAUGUGACAUUGAUUCCUUCGAUCAAUUUAUUACAUCUUUUGGUAACUACGGUUUUACCUGGUAUAUUAAUCCAAUCUAAUCUAUCCGCAACAACAACGACAACAACAUCAAAUCCAAUGGUUUGUACCACUGAAUCAUCUAUGAUACAAGAUACUACUGAUGACAAUGUUCUUCAUCAUCAUCAUUUGGAAGAACAACAACAACAACAACACCGAGAAGACGAAGACGAUGAUACUAUGGAUGAUGAAUCAUUACCAGUUCUAUUAUCUACCGAGUUCUAUACACAUUAUACAUGGUCUAGUUCACCUUUAGAAGCUGCUUUAAUGAUACGUUGUCUUGCUUGGUUAUUAAUGCAUUGUUUGAAAGAAUCUUAUCUACCUAUUAUACGUCCAUUAAUUUAUCCUAAACCAUUACAAUUAAGAAUGGAACAAGAGUUUUCCGAUGGUGAUGACGAUGAUGAUGAUGAUGAUGAUGUUGAUGACAGAGUGAAGAGUGAUGAUCAGAAUGCAAAAAUGUCCACUGAAUUUAUUAGAAAUACAUCAUCGGAAAUAGUGCAAUCUCAACAAGCUACUCAAUUGAAAAAUAUCUUUGUAGCAUUAAGUCAUCAUUUACCAGCAUUGGCAGCUAGUGCUUUAACUACACUAGAAAAUGUUACCAAUGAUUUAAACAAUCCAGAUGAUUUGGAAUUGAUUCGUUCUACAUCUUAUCUACACUACUGUCUUUCACAAGUAUGCAAUCUACCUAGGAUAGUAUUAAUUCGCAUUAAUUCUAUUUAUUCACAACAUACAAUCUAUUUACGUUAUUUAUGGCAUUUAAUUGAAACUACUCAAUGUUCAAUUAGAUCAACAUUAUCACAUUCAAAUUCCAGUAUGUAUUCAAUUUUCAAUAUUUUGUCUUCAGGUGAAUUACCGCCGUGUUUAGUUGAGCUUCAAAGUUAUCUUCCAUUGAUAUUUACAUUUGCUGAUUGUCUACAUCAUCGUUUAUUAUGCUUAACUGAUUCGGAAAUUUGUAAUAAUGUUUCAUCCGAAAUGAUGAAUUUCACCAUUGACCACAACAACAACACCAAUAAUCAUCAUCAAACUAAACCAUUGUCACGAUUAUUAGGUUGUGGUUUUCAUCCUGAUGAAUUGUUACAUGUCGGAGCAAAACUUCGUGAUCUUAUGCUUGGUCUAAUUGAUAUAUCACAUCCUGAUCAAUUGCCGAAACGAAUUCAUUAUAAUUUACAACAAACCGAUCCAUCCAGUGUAGAUUUAUUAGAUCAACCAAAUUAUGGAGCAGUAUUGCGUAGAAUAGAACAACGUGUUGAACUUGCAGCUCUUUACAAUUCACCUGGUGGUGGUAGUGAGAUGUUUAUACGGAAUAAUGCAGAAUGGUCUGUCACAGAAUUACGUCUUUUAUUACAUUGUUGGAGUAGUUUAUUUCGACGUGUUCAACAAUUAGUAUUUCAAAUCUAUGAUUGGGAUUGUCGUUGUCAACGUCAACAAGAUAAUAAUUUAUCAUCAACUAAUAAUCCAUCCAAUGUUAAUUCGACAUUUUCAACAACUGAUAUUGUACAUUUACCAAUUGGUGGUAGCGUUAGUAGUGGUGGUGGUGCUGCUGCUCUUGGUAAACCACGUAUUGGUCAAACAUUUUGGUUAAAAGAUAAUCUAGUGGAUUUAUUGAAUCCUAUCAUUGCAUCUACAACACCAUCAUCAUCGACAUCGUCUACUACAUCAUCACAAUUAUCAUGGUUGAUUAAUCAAAGCGCUGAGAAUAAAUUAGCUUUAGCCAGUGCACCAUUUGGUUAUUUUAGUAUUUUAAAUCCUGAUUUAAAUCAAGUCGAACUUAAUGCAUUCGCUUUAACUACUAAUCGAGAAGUACGCCAAGUUGUAUUAUUGAAAAAAAUUCCUUUUGUGAUACCGUUUGAAAAACGAGUUAAAUUAUUUCAAAUUCUUAUCAAUGAUAACAAUGCAUAUGAUCGUAAUCCAUUUCGUCAAAGAUUUUAUGAUCAAACAAAACUUUUACUUGUUAUACGUCGUACUCAUUUAUAUGAAGAUGCAUUUGAGAAAUUAUCUAAAGAAAAUGAGCCCAAUUUACGUUUAUUAUUAAAAGUGACUUUUUUAAAUCCAACUGGUCUAGCUGAAGUCGGUAUUGAUGGUGGUGGUUUAACUAGAGAAUUUCUCACUGAAUUAAUUCGUACGGGGUUUAAUCCAACUAGAGGAUUUUUUAUUUAUGCAUCAGAUCAAACUACUUUAUAUCCAAAUCCACAAGCAGCUGCAAUCACAUCGGAUUAUUUGAAACAUUAUUAUUUUUUGGGUAGAAUUUUGGCGAAGGUCAUUUAUGAAGGUAUACUUGUUGAAUUACAAUUUGCUUAUUUCUUUUUGGCAAAAAUUGUUAGUCAAAGUACAGGUGGUAGUGUCGGUUUUGAUUAUUUACAAUCACUUGAUCCUCAAUUGUAUAAACAAUUAUUAUUUUUAAAAAAUUAUGAAGGAAAUGUACGUGAUUUAUCAUUAGAUUUCACAGUAGUUCAAUCAAUUUUUGAUCAACCUGAAACGAUUGAAUUAAAACCUGGCGGUAAACAUAUUCCAGUUACUGAAGAGAAUCGUGUAGAAUAUGUACAUUUAAUGGCAAAUUAUAAAUUAAAUAUAAUGAUUUAUCCACAGGUACGAGCUUUCACAGCUGGAUUAAAUGAUGUUAUACCGAUUGAUUGGUUGCGUCUUUUCGAUGCAGAAGGCUUACAAACUCUUAUAUCUGGUGCAGAUAUGGUGAUUGAUGUGGAUGAUUUAAAAAAGCAUACAUACUAUUUUGGAAAUUCAUCAACUUAUACAGAAACAUUAAAUAGUUUUUGGUCUGUAUUAAAAAAUUUCUCUGAAUCAAAUAAACGUUUAUUUUUAAGAUUUGUCACGGCUUGUUCACGUCCACCAAUGUUUGGUUUUAGUGAAUUACAACCACCAUUUUCUAUACAAAUUACUGAAGAAAUUGAACGUUUACCAACAGCUAGUACAUGUACUAAUUUAUUACGUUUACCAAAUUUUCGUGAUGAAAAAUUAUUACAUGAUCGUUUAUUGUAUGCAUUGAAUGCGAAUGCUGGUUUUGAAUAUGGUUAA